Molecule: messenger RNA, 768 nt
Organism: Impatiens glandulifera
Lineage: Eukaryota; Viridiplantae; Streptophyta; Magnoliopsida; Ericales; Balsaminaceae
Product: FCS-Like Zinc finger 10-like
Exons: 2
Coding region: 1-768 (255 amino acids)
Source: RefSeq, a predicted model, not a curated record
AUGCUCAUGAGGAAGAGAAGCACUUCAAAUCGGAAAGCCCUACUCAAUAUGGCUCUCAUCAAACCAGAAUCUUAUUUCUUCACCUUUGUAACAACAGCUUUCAAUUCUGAAUCUCACCAUUCACUAACAAGCCCAACUUUCCCAUUGGAUUUCAAACCUCUUCUCCUCAACUUCUUUACAUCAUCAUCACCAUCGAAACCAUCAUCAUCAUCAUCAUCAUCAUCUAAUCAAGUUCAACAUCAAAAUCACAAGACAUGGGAGGAUUAUUCCAACAAAGUAGGCCUAAGCAUCAUACAUUCCCUCCAAGAUAAUGAUGAUGAUUGUGCCAAUCAGCAGCACUCAAUGGUCCUUCAGUCUAGGAGGAUAAUAAGAGACUCCUCUCACCUCCAAAGUUCUAAAACAUCAUCAUCAUCAUCAUUACCUGAUAACUCUAUUAAUGUCCUUCAACUUAGCGAGAUUCAGCUCUCUGAGGAUUAUACUUGUGUUACAAGAAAAAACGGUCCCAACCCCAAAGUAACACAUAUUUUCAAUGACUGUAUUUUACAAUUCUCCCAAAACCAUACUUUACCAAAUGACUUCUUGAGUUUCUGCUACACUUGCCAAAAGAAGCUGGAGGGUGAGGACAUUUAUAUGUACAGAGGGGAGAAAGCAUUUUGCAGCUGCGAAUGCCGAUCAGAGGAAAUCUACAUUGAAGAAGAAAAGGAGGCCUUGGAGAUAAAUGGCAAUAACUCUCCUCAGAACUCUGACAACAAGCUGAGUGAUAUCUAA